AUGGAAGCGAGCACGAUUGGACUUACACAGACAGUGGAGGUCCCAACGGACGGACAUUAUCCAACCGAGGGCCGACUUCAGUCCAGCAAAUCCCAUCUGAUGUUGCCAAUCGAUUUCAUCGCGAGUCUGCAGGUUCUGAGCCCAGGCCGUCCUGGUAUCUCACCACAACGUAACGGCCACCAGUUAGCCAGAACUCGCCCAUACCAAAUUCGCCCAAUCUGUCCCAUGACGUGGUCAGACUCUGCUCCAGUGCUCACUGCAGUUGGGGAGCUUGCUACCUAUGCAGCCGCUUCGUGCCGCACAGUCGCUGUAAAUCCGGAUACAUCUGCCAAGAUAGUCUGCUAUCCCGCUGUAAGCCCCGUUCAAACCCCGAGUGCGUCCGGCGCAACAGGCGAAGCCCAUGUCGAGGCUUACGCUUCCCCUACUCUGACCCAGCUUGGCAGCUACACCUAA
Messenger RNA from Colletotrichum costaricense, 453 nucleotides. RefSeq lists its product as uncharacterized. The coding region runs from base 1 to 453 and encodes 150 amino acids. The record is from RefSeq and is a predicted model, not a curated record. Lineage: Eukaryota; Fungi; Ascomycota; Sordariomycetes; Glomerellales; Glomerellaceae. The transcript is spliced from 3 exons.